Messenger RNA from Mercurialis annua (annual mercury), 1658 nucleotides. RefSeq lists its product as uncharacterized. The coding region runs from base 343 to 1110 and encodes 255 amino acids. The transcript has 2 exons. NCBI's taxonomy places the organism in Eukaryota, Viridiplantae, Streptophyta, Magnoliopsida, Malpighiales, Euphorbiaceae. The record is from RefSeq and is a predicted model, not a curated record.
UGUGAAUGUAUGGGAAGUGAAUUAGAAAUAAUAUUACUGAUAAUCCAACCACCUCAAUCAUAAGGCAGCAGACAGAAGCAGAGCCGCCCCAUACAAUACUUCCAUAAAUCUACGCACCAACUCUUACGCUUCUUCUCAGAUACAUUUUCCUCUUCAGAUACUGCCCUAAAAUUCUCUCAUUGGAUUCCACACGCUGUCGUUUUCUCCAUUUUCAUUUCAUUUUCUCUCCCAAAUUAAAAAGCUUUAACCUUUCCCUCCAUCGUUGCCGCCGCCGCCACAACCGUUCCUCCAGCUCAUCGGAUUCAGGGUUUAACUUUGAUUAGGGGUUUUCCAACUUACAUUAUGAAUCAAUUGGAUCUCGAAUCAUGUACUGAUCAAACGGACAAAAUGCAAGAUCUAUCGGAAAACUGUUGUUCUGAAGAAGCUAAUAAGCCGAAAAUUGAGCCACCUCUGAGCCCUUCAACUCCUGAUGCACACAAAGAGAAUGGGGAGUUCCCUCUGGAUCUUAAGUCCCCGCUCACCGUAGUUAAAAAAAGCUCCAAGGUUUUAACGUUUGAUUCGAAAUCUGACCGAGUUCAGGAGCCGUCGGCCUGUUUUGAUAAAUCUAGUAGCCCGAAAACACCCAAAGAUGGCGUUUUUGAUCCGUUUGCUCCUGGUCCUGAAGAUAAGGUAUGGGCUCCUCAGAGUAAGAAAUACUCUGAGGAAGCGAGGAGUAAUGCUGUGAGACGGCUUAAUUUUAGCUCUUCGUUCAAGGGUUUUGAUAGUAAAGUUGGUUCUUGUGAUGAGGAGGAGUCUAUCUCGGAUGCGGAGAUGUUUGAAUCAGUGUAUGAAAGUCUUUUAGAGGCUAUAUUGUCUAAGCAAACUGAGAGUGUUCUUGCUGAACAAUCAGCAAAUAUGGAAUCGGAGGCUGUUUUGUCUAAGCAAACUGAGAUGAUUGUUGCAGAGCAGUCAACGAAUAUGGAAUCGGAUUCUGAUUCUGAUGCUUGCAAGACACCUCCUUCAGCUCCACGGCUAACUGGAAUUGCGGAUACUUGCCCUGGUGCUCCUAUGAAACCGACUGGUAAUUCAAGGAUUUUUGAUUUUGGAUUAUGCAGAAAACUAGAAUUCUAAUUGGUAACAACGAAAAAUCCGUGUGCUUAUCUGCUUCCCAUCUAUAGUACGACACUCUGAUUAUGACUAAUUUUGCUAGCAGGUAUUAUAUAUUAACUUGAAUCUCUAACCUUUGAGCCUUAUAAGUUAACUUUGGAAUUUAAAGAUUUAGUUCAGACUGGAAUUAGCUUUGACCGAGAUUUAGUUGCUGGUGUAAUAUUGUAUAGUGUUCCAUUUUGUAGACUUCUAUAAGUGUUCUUUGUUCAUGUGCAUGCUGUAUGACACAUUAUGUUAAUACAUUCAUAAAUUUGAAUGUCUUUUGGUUCUCUGUUCGACGGAAUUCUGUUUGAGCUGAAGAUUGACUGUAGUUGGCGACUUAAUGGGAUGACUAAAGGAAUGAAGAAAUAGGUAAAUGUGUUAGAGGUUUGUGUUUUGGUAGCUGUAAUUUGUAAGUAGAUCACAUCCUUUGCAAGGAAUACCAUAAAUUUUCAGGCAACUGAUUCCGUAAACAAUGUACUCUUAUAUGUACAAGACCGUGUGAUUUGGUAAUUUAAAGAACUGGUUUUUCA